Molecule: messenger RNA, 1802 nt
Organism: Brienomyrus brachyistius
Lineage: Eukaryota; Metazoa; Chordata; Actinopteri; Osteoglossiformes; Mormyridae
Gene: pdss2
Product: prenyl (decaprenyl) diphosphate synthase, subunit 2
Exons: 8
Coding region: 480-1646 (388 amino acids)
Biological process (GO): isoprenoid biosynthetic process; ubiquinone biosynthetic process
Cellular component (GO): transferase complex; mitochondrion
Molecular function (GO): prenyltransferase activity
Source: RefSeq, a predicted model, not a curated record
GCAUGCCGAAUUCCAGUUUGCUAAAGAUGGCGGCCUCCAUUGAAAUGACACGAUACUCAGUAGCGUGUCAGUAUAUGCAGUAAUUUAUCGCUGUAGCGCUACUUCAGCAAAAUUUUGAUAACGGAAUAGGUUCUGCGGGUUACUUACAAAUUGGAAUUCGCUGGCUUUAAAUGACCGUAGCAGUAUAGAGCAUGUUUGCCCCAAAAUGUCACUGUGUAUGUGACGAUUCAAAGGAAGCCCUAUGAUAGACAGCAGCGAUAUCUUCGCAAUAUCUAACAGUAUCUUAUAUUUAGUACAAUUACUUUUGUUAUUUACAUUUUAAUCUGGACUGUCUCAUUACUUAAAGGGGUAUAUAUUUAUGCUCAGCUUGCUGAUGUUCGGCUACAGCUCCAUCUAGAGCAUUUAAAAUUACGUAGUGGCUUUUAGGAAGACGUUUUAUUACUUUCGAAUGAGUGACUAAGAGGCUGAAGUCCGUGACGAUGGCAGUGGUGCGAACCAAAGCGUCCUGCAUCGGCCGUCUCUGCACGGCUCGCAGGAGCAUCAGCCUGUUUCCUAGCACUUCACCCUCCAGCUGGAGCAAAGUAGUGUCGGAUGCUGAGAAAAUCGUGGGCUACCCGACCUCCUUCAUGAGCUUGCGCUGUCUGCUGAGCGACGAGCUCAGCAACGUGGCGAUGCACGUCAGGAAACUGGUGGGGACUAAACAUCCGCUGCUGAACACCGCCAGGGGCUUUGUGCAUGACAGCAGAAACAACCUGCAGAUGCGGGGCCUAGUCGUGCUGCUGAUGUCCAAGGCAGCUGGUCCGAGCUCCGCCUCCUCUGGGCUCCUGCACCAAGACAUGGUCAGUGGGAUUUACCCCAGCCAGAGGAACCUGGCUGAGAUCACAGAGCUGAUCCACACAGCAUUCCUGGUCCACCGCGGCAUUGUUGAUCUCAAGGAGUGGACCCAUUCCGAUGGGCCGCUUAAGGACAUGCAGUUUGGGAACAAGAUGGCAAUCUUGAGCGGUGACUUCCUGCUGGCCAAUGCUUGCACCGGACUUGCACAGCUGAACAACACCAAGGUGGUGGAACUGAUCUCCAGCGCCAUUGGGGAUCUGGUCCAGGGCAUAUACCAUGAGAAUGACAGCUGGGCAGAGGACAGUAGUCUGACCGAGGACAUGACCGUGGCUUCCUGGGAGGACAAGACAUUCCUGUCCCAUGGUGCUUUGUUGGCGAAGAGCUGCCAGGCAGCCUUGGAGCUGGCGAUGCACGACAAGGAGGCUCAGGCCCUGGCUUACCUCUAUGGGAAGCACAUGUCAUUGGCUCACAAGGUAAAUUCUGACCUGCAGCCUUUCGUGAAGCGCAGUGCAGGGGACCCAGUGACCUUGAAUCCGGUGACCUUGGGCCUGAACUCUGCCCCUGUGCUUUUGCACCGUCAGAUAGUGGGCCCCGAGCGGUGGGCGCACCAGCUGAAGCAGGCAAAAGCUGCUGGGAAAAAGGUUGAUUAUGCAAAGCUUUGGGAAGCAGUCUCAGCUGAGAACGGCGUGAGAGCGGCCAUCGACCUUUGCUGUUGCCACGGAAACAAAGCCCUGGAUGCCAUUAAGUGCUUUCCGCCCUCAGAGGCCCGGUCUGCCCUGGAGAACUUCGCCACCGCCAUCACUAAGUUCUGAUCAGGGAUGUCUGGGGAUCUUCACCCCUUCCCUGGGGGUUUUGACCAGGCCUGGCUGGAUCUGACUGGGAAUGGUCUGUGCACACUGGUGGGUUCCAUGCGUCUUUAUUAAACGCUGUUUCUCGCAGUCCUCCAAAAAUAAACGCCUUGUACACAA